Molecule: messenger RNA, 7681 nt
Organism: Boleophthalmus pectinirostris (great blue-spotted mudskipper)
Lineage: Eukaryota; Metazoa; Chordata; Actinopteri; Gobiiformes; Gobiidae
Gene: myo1d
Product: myosin 1D
Exons: 22
Coding region: 313-3327 (1004 amino acids)
Biological process (GO): vesicle transport along actin filament; actin filament organization
Cellular component (GO): plasma membrane; cytoplasm; vesicle
Molecular function (GO): actin filament binding; microfilament motor activity; ATP binding
Source: RefSeq, a predicted model, not a curated record
AGCCCACGAUGUAACGGGAUAACGACACUCUGUUUUACGUGUAAACUUUGUAUGGAUACGAGCCGUGUUGUCGUUUAAAAUACAUCAUAGGUUGUGGAAAGUAGGCGUAUACUGUUCAGGUUAGGUUUUGUUUUCGUGCCACGUUUUCCAGCAUGAGAGAAAUUGCUGUUUAAUUCCGCUUUUGGAACUUAAUGGACUUGGGAGUGAUGAGUGAAACGCGCGCACGUUUUUCGUCCCGAGACACUCCAAAAUUGUAAAUUAGUAUUUUUGUAUAUUUUUCGUUGGAUUUUAUUGAGCUACACACUACAGAGGAUGGCUGAACACGAGAGCCUGGAGUUUGGGAAGGCUGACUUUGUUCUGUUGGACAAUGUUUCUAUGGAGGAGUUCAUGGGCAACCUCAAACUCAGGUUUGAGAAGGGCAGGAUCUACACGUACAUUGGAGAAGUGGUGGUGUCUGUUAACCCUUACCGUGCCAUGAACAUCUACGGCCGUGACACCAUAGAGCUGUAUAAAGGGCGCGAGCUGUACGAGCGCCCACCGCACCUGUUCGCCAUCGCUGACGCUGCGUACAAAGCCAUGAAGAGGAGGAGCAAAGACACUUGUAUUGUCAUCUCAGGGGAAAGUGGAGCAGGAAAAACAGAGGCCAGCAAAUACAUAAUGCAAUACAUCGCUGCUAUCACUAAUCCUAAUCAAAGGGCUGAAGUCGAAAGGGUAAAAAAUAUGCUGCUGAAAUCCAAUUGUGUCCUGGAGGCCUUUGGAAAUGCCAAGACCAACCGUAACGACAACUCCAGCCGCUUUGGGAAAUACAUGGACAUCAACUUUGAUUUCAAGGGUGAUCCAAUCGGAGGCCACAUCAACAACUACCUGCUGGAGAAGUCCAGAGUAAUUUUCCAACAAGAAGGAGAGAGGAGCUUCCAUUCUUUUUAUCAGUUACUCAAAGGAGCUCCAGAAUCCUUACUACGAUCUCUUCACAUCCAGAAAGACCCAAAAGCAUAUAACUAUGUCAAAGUCGGAGGCCAAAUAAAGUCGGGCAUUAACGAUAACGCAGACUUCAAAGCUGUGGCCGACGCCAUGAAAGUGAUCGGCUUCACAGGGGACGAGAUCCAGACCGUGUACAAGAUCCUGGCCGCCAUCCUGCAUCUGGGUAACCUAAACUUUGGCAUGGAUGGAGACGUGACCCUCAUAGAAAACGCAAAGCUGGUGUCUGUACUCAAAGAUCUGCUCUCCACCAAAGAGGAGAACGUGGAAAAAGCAUUACUGUAUCGCACAGUCGCCACCGGAAGAGAUGUGAUCGAAAAACAGCACACUGUACAAGAGGCCAGCUACGGAAGGGACGCUCUGGCCAAGGCCAUGUACGAGCGCAUGUUCUGUUGGAUCGUGGGUCGAAUCAACGACAUCAUCGAGGUUAAAAACUACGAUGCCAAUGUUCACGGAAAGAACACCGUGAUCGGGGUGCUGGACAUUUACGGCUUUGAAAUUUUCCAAAACAACAGUUUUGAACAGUUCUGUAUAAACUACUGCAAUGAGAAGCUGCAGCAGUUGUUCAUCCAGCUGGUGUUGAAGCAGGAGCAGGAGGAGUAUCAGAGAGAGGGAAUACCAUGGAAACACAUUGAUUACUUCAAUAACCAGGUCAUCGUGGACCUGGUGGAGCAGCAGCACAAAGGGAUCUUCUCCAUCCUGGACGAGGCCUGUAUGAACGUGGGAAAAGUCACUGAUGAGGUUUUCCUUCAAGGACUCAACGUAAAACUGGCCAAGCAUGCCCAUUACACCAGCCGCAAGCUCGCACCAACUGACAAGAAUUUGGAGUUUGACAGAGAUUUCCGCAUCAGACAUUAUGCUGGUGAUGUCGUAUACUCUGUGGUUGGUUUUAUUGAUAAGAACAAAGACACUCUGUUCCAGGACUUCAAGAGACUCCUCUAUAACAGUUCCAACUCGGUGCUUAAAGGGAUGUGGCCGGAGGGAAAGCUUCGGAUCACGGAGGUCACCAAACGACCCCUCACCGCGGCAACGCUCUUCAAAAACUCCAUGAUCUCACUGGUGGAGAACCUGGCCUGCAAGGAGCCCUAUUACGUCCGCUGCAUUAAGCCCAACGAUGUGAAGUCCCCCCUCCUGUUUGAGCUGCAGCGCUGUCAGCACCAGGUGGAGUACCUGGGUCUGCUGGAGAACGUCCGUGUGCGCAGGGCUGGGUUUGCGUACAGACAGACCUACCCCCGCUUCCUACAGAGAUACAAGAUGAUCUCAAAGUUCACUUGGCCCAAUCAUGAUUUGGGUUCAGACAAAGCAGCGGUGAAGAGCCUACUGAAAUCCUGUGGGUUUGAGCACGACGUCGCGUACGGCAACACCAAAGUCUUCAUCAGGACCCCCCGCACCCUGUUCAACCUGGAGGAGCAGAGGGCGGAGAUGGUCAAGAGGAUUGUCCUGUUUCUACAAAAGGUAUGGAGGGGAACUCUGGCCAGAAUGAGGUAUCGCCGUAUGAGAGCAGCCCUGAUAAUCCUGCGAGCCUACAGACGCUACAAAGUGAAGUCCUACAUAAAGGAAGUGAACCGGCGCUUCAGAAAUGUCAAAAACAUGAAAGACUACGGCAGACACGUGAAGUGGCCCACACCUCCAAAAGUACUGCGCAAGUUUGAGGAAGCCCUGCGGAGCAUCUACAACAGGUGGUGGGCUUGGACGCUGAUCAAAAGCCUUACACCAGAGGAGGCGCUGCAGGUGAGGGCGAAAGUAGCAGCAUUUGAAGCACUCAAGGGCCACAGGAGUGACUUGGGACUGCAGCGUUCCUGGGAGGGGAACUACCUGAAGCGAGACAGUCCCGAUACAGCUUCAUCUUUCACAUUGGUCUCCAGCGAACUGCAACGAAGAGACAAGUUUAUGAGAGUUUUGUUCUCCUGUAAUGUUCGAAAGAUCAACCGUUUUAACAAAGCAGAGGAUCGCACCGUGCUCAUUACUGACCGCCACCUGUACAAGAUGGAUCCUGUGAAGCAGUAUAAGACAAUGAAGAGCACCCCCCUCUACAACGUGACGGGAGUGAGCGUUUCCCCGGGGAAGGACCAGCUGGUGGUCUUUCACACUAAGGACAGCCGAGACCUGGUGGUGUGUCUGCAGGGCCUGGUCCCACCCAAUGAAAGCCGCAUCGGGGAGCUGGUCGGGACCCUGCUCAGCCACUUUAAGAGCGAGAAGAGGAAGCUACAGGUCAACGUGGCCAGUCCCAUCCAGUGCAGCAUGAACGGGCGAAAGUGCACUAUCAUCGUCGAACCCAAAAUCAACCAAUCACAGCCCGACUUCACCAAGAGCCGCUCCGGGUACAUUCUGUCUGUACCAGGAAACUAGGAAAAUGGCAUAAACAUGAGAAAACAACAGCAGAUUUCAAACUAAGCCGUCCGUGUGCUAUAACAAUGAUUCACGUAUGAUUCAUGUACAUAUGAGAGGUCGCUGACUAUGACAGGAUAGCAGCGCUGUGAGCAAACUGUGCUAAUUGAAUCCUUUAAUACAAGCCAAAUUUAUUGUGUUUCUAUGCAUCGAUCAAGCUAUUUAAAACCUGUGUGCACUACAAGAGCUACCAAAGUGUGUCUGGAGUAAGUUGUGUGUGGAUUUCAAUCAGGCAUAAUAUUAUAACAGGUGACAGUUUUACAGUGGGUUUAUUAUCUCCCAAUUAAACCUGUUGUAGUUAUGGAAGAUGUUAUUUGAAGCAAGAAUAUUGGGCGUGCUUGUCUGAAAUGUUUCACAGUAUGACAUUAAAACUUUCUAUCUUCAUGCAGAUCAAACCAGGCCAAGUUACAGGUCAGAUCUGUGGAGAGGCGACCCCGCUCACAGUCAGAAUGCCAGUUUUCUAGGUAUUUUUUGAGCUUUAAAACUUGUAAUUUAAUGCAUUUAAGGUAGAUGCGUUUAAUGUCAUAUUGUGGAACAUUUUAAGCAGAGCAAUGAGUUGUCCAUAGAAAUAAAUACGUGAUGGACACCCAACCAAAAAGUUACAUAGUGCACCUUUAGGGAUUAAUUCAUGAUUCACUUACAAAAAAUGACUUUAAAGCGGCAUUAGGUAACUUUAAGCAAGAUAAAUUAGUUUAUACUUUAUACUGUGGAACAUUGUGACCAUUUUCCAGUAUUUUUUGUUAAUCCAAAGCUAAAUUUUAGAUUGGAUUCUACUUUAUAUGUAUUUUCCAUAUACAUAUACAAGUAUUUGAGUGGAAAAAGAUGAAAUAAUUUAUCUAUUUCAGUGCUUUUUUAUGUUGUUAAAAGCCAAAUAGCACGUCAGUGGUAUCAAUGCAUUCCCAAAACUGAUCUAAAACGAACAAAGGAAGGAUAAAAUAACAUUAGACAAGUGGUCAUAAUAUUAUGCCUGAUCUGUGAAUACAUUCUGAAAGGUGAAAGGAGAUUAUGCAGAACCAAUAUUGCAUAAAUAAUGAAAAAUCCACACGCUUUGCAGAAUUAUAAUCCAUGCAAAAGUAAUUGAGGUAUGGAGAAAAAAAACCUGAAACCCUCAAAAAGGAACCAGUUUCGAAAAGGGCAUAUUGUAAUUGACUUAAUACCUGUCUGGUAAAUAAUGAAAAGUAGAAUAUAAUCUUAUGUGUUUACAGUCACAUAUGGGGAUUUGAGUAAGAUUAUUGUUGUUGUUCCUUGUUGUAACUUUGCAGUCUGUGAUGUGUUGAACAUAUCUUUGACACUGCAUAGUUGUACAUGCACAAUAUAUAUUAAUUUAAUUUCUGCAUACAUAUAUUUACUGCUACUUUGAAAAUCUAUACUAAUUAUAUAUGUAGUAAAAUAUAUUCAAGGAUUAUGUGUAUGAUGAGCACUUAUACGCCUAUGAGGGAUAUACCUGAACAAUGUUGUAUUUUCAAUGCAUAUGUUUAUAUUUGAUCAUUAUGACGUACUGCCAUAGUGUUUGGGGCCAGUCAGUAUAAUUAGUUUGUGUUUUUUUUUCUGUUAAUUGAAUUGCCUAACGACUUCCAAUUCCCUGGAAAAGCCUGCAAUUUGACUAAUAUCCUCUGUUAGAAACAACUGGGUUUGAGAUCAGAAUAAAGAGCCCAUAUUGCACUAUUUUCUGAUCGAUGUUAUCAUGUUGUUUCCUUAUCAAAAAUAUACCUGGAGUUGUGUUGUUGUGUUUUAUUCACACGUUUUUAACACACCCUGCAUAUUUAGGCUGAGUUUUUCUCUCAAAACACAACUUCAGGUUUGUCUUUGAGGAGGUAACAACGCCCUAACAUGGCUUAAAGCUCACAAGAGUCCAUUUUGCGUAAUAUAGAACCUUUAGCGAAAGAACAAAUGUUUAAAUACAGUUUGACAAGUCUAAUAUAAAGUUUGAUUGUAAUAAAGACUCAGAAAGUAUCAGUCAAUGCAAGCCAUUUUAGCACUCCAGGUCUCUUGUCUCACACUAUACUAGAUUUAACUCUGUUUUCAUCAAACGUUCAUUACAAUCUGUUGUUUUGCAAUAUGUUUGGUGCAGACAUUUAUUUCGUAUUUUAAUUUGUAGUUUUAUUCAACACAAAUAAUAGAGCUAUAACUUGGUGUUCCCUUUUUCAAUAUUGUUUUGUAUUUUUCCAGCACAGACUUUCAGACAGUCUUUUCUCUCCAAAUUGCAUUUUCUUGUUGCCCAUAACUCCUCCGUGUUCUUUCUGUUCUGUUACCUGACUAUGAAAACACAUAAUGAACCAACAUAAUAUUACAACAUUUUUCAAACAAAAAAUUAUGGACAAAAUUACCCCAACUAUUCUAAAAGGUGCAAUAUAUAUUUACUAUUGUGACAGUAACUCAGUUGGUGGAGCGUUUGCCCACUGAUCCGAAGGUUGGUGGUGCAUUUCCAGCUCUCACAGAUGAAUGUUGUCCUUGGGCAAGACACUUAACCCACCAGGCCCCCAGUGUCUGUGUGUACACUGGUUUAUAAAUGUGUGUGUGUGAAUGGGUGAGUGGUUCCUUGAUGUGAAAUGCCUUGAGUGCCUUGAAAGCGCUAUAUAAAAAUGUGACCCUUUACAAUAGUUUUUUUUAACUUUGGUUCAUAUAAAGAUUUGAUUUUGAUUGAUUUUGAUUUGAAAAAGAUUGGAUAACUGUAUGUUUAUUCACAAACAUACAUGUCAAGAUGUGUUUAUUUUACUAAUUUGCAAUUGAUCUUCCUCAUUUUGUUGUGUAUAAUUGUCAAAAGCAAACAUUUACCCUCCAAAUUUUCUCACAAAACUCACAAAAAUUCUUCCAGAUACCAGAGUCUUUGAACAUCUUGAGAGGAAGUCCUAGCCCACAGAUAUGAACCCAGUCUCCCAAGGUGUCUGUCCCAGUUGCUAUUUCCCCGCUACAUUAAGGUUAACUUCCUAACCGCAUUUGCAUCCUUAAUUAUCUCAAAUAAGUCAUUUAUCUUAAUUAGUAUAUUCACCGUCCAACAACAACACUUUUUUGUCUGCGUGUGAGGUGAAGACACUGCAGGUAAAAGCAGUAAUGAUAGACGGAUUUGAAAGAGGGCGAGUGUGUGUGUGUGUGCGCUUGGGCCGAUGGAUGUGUCUAUCCCCGGGCUUCGUUCGGUCCCACAGGCCUCCUCUCCCCGCUCUCCACCAUCAUCAUUAGACUAGACUACACAUCAUGUCUCACUUCAGUGCCCCUUGCAGCGUUUAGUUCAGGAAACCAGGGAUGUGGGUGAACAAAGGAUCUCGCUUUCUCUCGCUUUAUUUCCUUUAAUCCUUUACAGCUACGCUAUCGGUCUAAUGUUAGAACCGUGGACUGUAUAAAGAAGUGGACUGAGGGAGUGUGACGUCACAUGUAGCGUUCAGCUCCAGCUAGAAAUAAAGCUCACGGAAACUGCAGUUAAAGAUGCAAAUUAAUACAAACAUUUUAAGACUAAAAACUGCAGUUACAGAGAGAGAGAGACACCAAUUUUUCAAUGUCUAGUUCUAUGUCCAAUUAUAUAUACUGUCUAUGAUUAGGACAAAUUUAUUUUUCAUUGUACAUAGUCAACAAAAAUGAAAAUAAUUCAAAACAUUUUAAAUUCUUCACAGUUGCCACCCUUUGGUUUGAUCACUGCUUUGCACUUUGCUCUUUCAACUGCCUAAAACUAAACUUGAAUCUAAAAUAUAAUCUAUAUUUUUAUUAAUUUACAUGUUUUUCUUUGCUUCACAACUUCAUACAUCGUGCUUCAUAUAUUUGAUUCGAUAUUUUUGGCAUGUAGGUUAGUAAGUAGUGACAUAAUCAUAAUUAAACUGAAAUGAGAAGUUAUGUCCAAACUUUUGACUGGUAGUGUAUUGUGUAAAAAAACUUCUGAAGUCAUGUUUUUGCUCAAAAUGAGGUAAAAACAAAAGGGAAUACACCCAGGCUAAGAAUAAAAGUGUUUAAUAGACAUCUUCAUUUCCAUAAUAUUGAUCAGUCGAGGGAACACUCAACCCACUAAAAGGCUUUUCUUAAUUACUCCACUAUAAUAAACUGUGCCAUUUUUUCCCAUUCAAGUAAAUUUAUAGUUUUUCAUUUUACUUUCUCUAUGUUCAACUGUCAAUACCAGCCAAAGCAUUUGAUUUUGUUUGAUUUAUACAAAUAUUUCUCAGUUAAAAUGCUGAUUCUGUAUGUGCCUAAUUUCGAGUUAAACUGUAUUUCUGUUAUGUUGUCACAUAUGUCAAAGUGCAUACCACGAUUUAUAUAAAGAAACUUGUCAUUUUGUUUUGCGCCAUUGAUAUCCAUUAUGUUUCAGUAAUCUUUUCAUUAAUAAAUCUAUUUG